Messenger RNA from Andrographis paniculata, 1501 nucleotides. RefSeq lists its product as uncharacterized. The record is from RefSeq and is a predicted model, not a curated record. NCBI's taxonomy places the organism in Eukaryota, Viridiplantae, Streptophyta, Magnoliopsida, Lamiales, Acanthaceae. The transcript is spliced from 8 exons. The coding region runs from base 80 to 1501 and encodes 473 amino acids.
UCAGAACAGUCUAUAGCACCAUAUAUUUUGAUUAAGAAGUAAAGCGAUAUGGGCAGUGGAGUUAGAAUCGAUGUAAAGUAUGUUGUUGUCCUUGUUGAGCAAGCGCUAUUUUCAUGAUGAUUCCAGGGAUUCCUAUGGAUUUACUGUGAGGCCUCAGCAUAUUCAAACAUAUCGUGAGUAUGCCAAUAUCUACAAGGAAGAAGAAGACGAGAGAUUGAAGAAGUGGAAGAACUUUAUCCAUCAGCAGCCAAUUUCAACAAGUGCCAGUAGUAGUAGUUCAGAUGAUAUCAAACCAGCAGUUUCCGGGGAUAUCGAACAGCCAAGUGAUUCUACUCAGAUUGACAGUGGAGAACAUUCAACUGAACUAAGUCCUCACUAUUCUAAACUUUCGGAAGAGGAAACCGAACUUCUUCAGACUCAAGAACAAGAUCUUACUAGUGGAGAAAAAGAUGAUUCAGCAGUAAUAAAGGUUGGGGAUGAUUCUCAAGUCACAGAAAGGAAAAGUGAUUUUGUUCAAAAUGACACUCAAGAAGAUGAUAGAGAUCCAAGUGGAGAAACAGAUGAUUCGAUUGAGCAAAAGCCAAGGAUUUCUGAGCUUUCAGAAAAUGAGGCCGAGUUCGUCCGAAAUGUGAGUGCCAAAGGUACUGAUACUCAGGAGCCAAGUCUUCCACCCAAAGCAACUCCAACUAAUCAACAAACCAAAUCCAGGGAGGUAAAGACAUGGUUUAAGAUUAGCCCAUCUCUCCAUUUGAUCGAGCAAAUGAUGAGCGCCCGCAUAAAGAAGAACGAAAAAAUAAAAAGUUUGCACAAUAAUCUUCCAUCUAUCAAUGAGUCUGAUGAAGACAAGGAAGAAGCAUCCAAUGAUAAUGCAGCGGGAAAUAACACCUAUGAUAAAUUAUCCCAAGAAUCUGAUUUCCCAUGGAAAGAAUUGGAGUGUCUUGUACAAGGGGGAGUGCCUAAAGAUCUUAGAGGAGAGGUGUGGCAAGCUUUUGUUGGUGUGAGAACACGCCGGGUUAAAAGAUAUUACCAAGAUUUGCUGGAUAUUGGAUGUGAUGAUGAAUUACCUGAGAAGUUGAAAAAGCAGAUUGAGAAGGAUCUGCCUCGAACAUUUCCUGGUCACCCUGCACUAAAUGAUACUGGCAGAAAUUCACUGAGACGUGUACUCUGGGCAUAUGCACUCCAUAACCCCUCUGUCGGAUAUUGCCAGGCUAUGAACUUUUUUGCUGGUUUAUUUCUUCUGAUGAUGCCGGAAGAAAAUGCCUUUUGGAGCAUUCAUGUCUCAGGGUAUGCAACGGGUAAAUCGAGCGGGCAGUUGAUUAUCUGGUUGUCUCCAGUUGAGAAGCGGCUUGGAAAAGUUGACAAUAGAUCCACUGUGGUUGUUCCUUGUUGCUGGACGCAUUUUCAAGUUGCUUGGUUGGGGAAUAAAGUUAGCGAAUGGUCUCCAGGUCUGAAAAGGCAUAGAGAACUUCAACUUGGAUCCUUUAGGCCUUUCAUAAAGUAG